CUCUCUCGCUUUCUCCACCAUGGAGCAGGUUAUUGAGUCGCUGGCCGAGUCCAUCUCGCAGCUUACGUCGUAUGUGCUCUCGCUUGCCGAGGCUAAUGCGGAGCCGCCGCCGAACCUGCCGGAGAACGGGUCGAACGUGACCAAGGUGGCGAACAUUCUGGUGCAGGUCGCGCACCAGACGGCAACGGCGUUUAAGGACUACCCGGACGUGCAGGCUGAGAUCGACUCGGAGGCUGACAAGGUCGGGCAGUUUGUGACGAACCUCGGUGACGCGCUCAACAACAUUGUGGUUGCCGCCGAUCGUGCUGGGGCGUACAAGACGCUACUGGGCGCGUGCAAGGCUAUUGCCACGGGCACGUGCUACCUGCUCAUUCUGGUGUACGGUGCGCGGACCAAGGCGAUUCUCAUCAAGGCGCAGCAGGCCAAGUCGUCGCUCGCCGACUACCGCACGCACGUAGUCAAGGACGCGCCAUCCAACGAGCUGGUCACCGGCGUGCAGGACAUCACCAACGAGAUGGGCUAUCUCGCAGCACUGGUUGCUGCUGCUGCAAAGGAGGCGACUGACGAGGACCAGAAGGCUAUGCUGGCGGGUCACACCCAGAAGAUUGCCGGCUCGCGGCAGAACUCGAUCAACGUGGCCAACGGGUGGCUGCAGGCGCCGGCUGACGAGGCCGCGCAUGCUGCGCUUAAGCAGGACUGCGACGACCUCGAGGCUCUCAUCGACGCGCUCAUUGCGGACCUGACACCCGAUUCGGAGACGGAUGCCAACGCGCAGCUGCUGGCGGUUUUCCAGGGCGCGCAGGCGAACCAGAACGAGCGCGACCGGGCCGCCAAGGCCAACGAGGCUGCCGCCCGCGACCUCAACGCGACCGGCAACCAGGGCCUUGCUGCGGGCAACCGCGUGUCGGAGAACGAGAAGCCACUGAUGACUGCUGCCGGCGAGCUCGGCAAGUCGGCUGCCAAGCUCGUCAACGAGCUCAAGUCGAACCCGGACGCGUUUGGGCCCAACGCCGAGGACUUUAAGGCCAAGCGCGAUCAGUUCCGUGACGCCGGUGCGACGGCCAUUGCCGGCGAGGACGACGACGCAAACCGAGCGGCCAUCGAGUCUGGUGUCGGUGCCGUCGAGGCUGCAGGCGCGCGCCUCGAGGCCGCCACUGCGGCGUCGAAUGCCGACCCGACGUCCGAGGCCGCCAACACCGAGGUCACCGAGGCCUCCAAGGAGCUUCAGGACGCACUCGACGCGCUCAUCCGCGACGCCAUCAAGCGUGAGGAAGAUGCGGAGCGCCAGCGUCGCGAGGCCGCGGCUGCGGCCGAGGCUGCGGCUGCUGCCGCCCGCGCCGAGCAAGAGGCUGACGCCCAUGCGGCGAUCGGUCCGGCUGCAGCUGCUGCCCGCGACGCCGCCAACAUGCAGGGCGCCAACUCUGCGGCGGCCGACCUUCUCAACGCAGCGGCCAAGCUCCUUGCCGACGCCGACCAGUCGGUUGCGGACGCGCACCACAACCCGGCGGCCGUCCCGCAGGAUGUUGCCACCAUGGAGGCCGACACGGCCGACUUUAACGACAAGGGCGCGCUGGCUGCUGCCGGCGCGACCAAGGUCAACCCUGCCGACGGUGACGCGCUGUCGGCUGCGGUGGCUGCGGUGGCUGCGGCGGCCGACGCGCACAACGCGGCGGCUUCGGCGGCGGCGGCCGACCCCAAGUCGACCGACGCGUCGAACGAGCUGACCAACGCGACUCAGUCGCUUACCGAUGCUGUCGACUCGCUCGGCGCGGAGAUGGAGAAGCAGCGCGCGGCUGCGGCUAAGCGUGGGCUUGACGCAGCGGCGUCAGCGGCCGAGGCCGAGGCCAGCUCGGAGCCCGAGGGCUCGGCGCUCAAGGACUUCCUCGACGCCGGCGCGGCGCUGGGCAACACGGCGCCGUCGGCGAUCGACGCUGCGCAGGCUGGCGACGCCAGCGCGGCAGCCGACGCUGCUGCAGGCGUGCAGAACGGUGUCCAGGCCAUUGUCGCCGCGGCCAAGGCUGCGGCGGCUGAUGCCGACUCGCCCGAAGAGCGACGCCAGGUGGUGGCGGCGUCGGCGACGGUCUCGAACGCCGGCUCCAAGCUUGCGGACGCGACCAAGGCUGCCGGCAACACGGCACCGGGCACGGCUGAGCAUACCAAGGCGCUCGCGGCGGUCAACGAGGCGGCCGAGGAGCUUGCGGCGGGCAUCAACGAGCUCGCGGCGGCCGGCGCCGACAAGCACUACCGCGAGGCGCGCGAUGCGCUUGAGCACGCGGCCAAGCGUGCUCAGGCUGCGGCGGACGACGCGACGCAGCACCACGAGCGUUCGCUGCUCAACGGGGCGGCGACGAUUGCGUCGGACUCGGGUUCAAUCCUGGACGCGUCGCACGGUGAGUCGUCGCCCGAGGCGGCGGCGCAGCUUGACGCGGACACCAAGGCGCUCAACAAGGAGGUUGUGGCGUUUGUCAACGCCGGCAAGGCUGCGGCGUCCGAGGUGACUGACCCGGACGAGGCUGCCAAGCUCAAGCACAACGUCAAGAGCGUGGCCAAGGACGCGGCGCUGGUGCUCAAGGCCCAGGGUGCGGCGGUGGCGGCGGCGGCGACUGCGGCCAACGCGCCGGGUACCGAGGGCGACGCCGCGGCGCUUGCGGCCAAGAACGAGGUCAACCAGAAGAUGAAGGACCUCGCGCAGGCGAUCGAGGACAUGGCCGCCGACGCCGAGGCCAAGCGCCAGGCCGAGGCCAUUCGCCGCGCCACCAAGGCGCGGACCCAGGGCCACGGCGAGGAGCUGCUCGGCCUCCGUGAGGCUAUCCAGGCUGCCGGCGCGGCGGGCGACUCGGCUAACGCUGCCGACUCGUCGUCCAAGAUGCGCGAGGCCAUCGAGGAGCUUGCGGACAUCUCGCCCGACUACCAGCGCAAGGCUGCACUCCGCGACGCGGCGGCCAAGCUUGGCGAGGCUGGCGCAUCGGGCGACGCGGCGGCGAUGGCAACCGCGGCCAACACGGCGCUUGCCACGGCGGCGACCGACGCGGCGGCGGCGGAUCUCGGCGACGAGGCGGCCAAGGCUGGCAACGCGGCUGACGCUGCGGGCGCUAGCACGCCAAUCGGCAAGCUGCUGGAUGCGGCCAAGAACGUGGCCAAGUCGGGCGCAAACCUUGCGUCAGACGCCAAGUCGCACCCGGAGAACGUGCCUGCUGACGUGGCGGCGCUGGAGAACGCCAACGGCGUGCUCGACGCGGCGGCCGAGGUCGCACGCGACGCACUCGCCGCCGGCGAAGUCGACGCGGCGGUUGUGGCCGAGGACCUUGCGGCCGUCCACGCGGCGUCGGACGCGCUUGCGGCUGCGGCCACGGCGCUGGCCAACGGCGCCACGGACGACCCGGCGCUCAACGAGGACGUGCUCCGCAAGGGCAUUGCGCUUCAGGAGGCGGUGGACAAGCUCGUUGACGACGUGCGGCCGAAGAAGUCUGCGCUCGAGGAGCUCAACGACAACGCUGACAACCUGCUCGCGGCGCUCGACAAGCUCGAGGGCUGCGUCGACCGCAAGGACGGUGCCGGCGCCGACCCGGCGACGAGCGCGGUGGUGGAGGCUGCCAAGGCGCUGGGCGUGAACCUCGACGAUCUCGGGCUGACGGAUGCGGCGGCGGCAGUGAACGACGGCUCUGCAGCGGUUCUCGCGUCGUCGCUCCCGUGGCAGGCCGACGUCAACGAUGCGGCCAAGACCGAUGCGGUCAAGGCGGCGAUCGACCAGCUGCGCAAGGCGGCGAACGACGGGCGCCGCGCCGGGAUGGGCGAGGCUGCCGGGCGCGACCUUGACAGCACUGGCGCACACGCCGACGAGCUCGCGGCCGAUGCUGCGGGCGCGCUGCCCGCCGAGGAGUCGCGGCUGCUCGACGCCAUCAAGGCGACGGCGGCGUCGGCCAAGACCUUGGUCAACGACGUGUCGGCGAACCCGGGGAGUGUCGACGCCGACGCGGCCGACCUCGACUCGAAGGUCGACACGCUCGGCGGCGCAGUCGACGAUGUGCUGGCCAUCCUGGACAACCAGGGCGACAAGUCGCGGCUGCAGCAGUCGAUGCCGGUGGUUCGCUCGGCGGCGGCUGGGCUCAACGAGGCGGCCAAGGCGUCUGCGGCAAACCCAGACGACGCCGAGGCGGCGAAGCAGACGGCGGCCAUGGCCAAGGCGCUCAACGACGCGCUGGAGAACAUGAUCCGCGACGCGCGCGACCGCGCGCUGCACGCUGCCGACGCCGCCAACGCGCAGGCGCAGGACACGCUUGGUGCGCUCGGCCCGGCGGCGGACACGCUCAAGGACGGCGCGACGCCGGAGCAGAUUGCGCUCCUCGACGCGACGGCUGCAGCGGCCGACCAGGCUGCAGGCCUGGUCGCCGACCACGCUGCGGGCGGUGCUGGCCUCGACGGAGCGGUCGCUGAGCUGGAGGCUGCCGCGGGCCCUGCGGCGGGUGCGGCUGAUUCGGCUGCGGCGACCGAGGUUCCGCGGGUGGUCGGCGGCGCCAAGGAUGCGGCGACGAGCCUGGCGACGACGGCGGCGGCGGCCGAGGCGGCGCCAACGUCGGUGGCUGCAGCUGCAGCUGCGGCGGGCGCGGCGGGCGAGACUGCCGAUGCGCUCCGCGACGUUCUGGGCGAGGUUGUGCGCCAGCAGCGUGCUGCGGCCGAGGCCGCGCUCCGCGACGAGGCUGCGGCAUCGGGCGCUGCGGCGAGCUCGGUUUCGGAAGCGGACGCACCGCUGAUGGAGGCCAACUCGGAGGUGGCGACCAAGGCUGCGGACCUGCUUGCGGAGAUCACGUCGAACCCGAGUGGUGUGGAGGAGGCAGCCAAGGCUGUGUCCAAGGCGCUUGCGGCGUCAAACGCGGCCAACAACGAGCCGAACGACGCGGUCGACGACGCCGCGUCCGAGCUGUUGACGGCGGCCAAGAAGGUGGCUAUGUCGCCGAACAACGUCGAAGCCGCAGCUGGAGUGGUCAAGUCGGGCAAGGCGCUGGCGGAGGCGCUGGCAGCGAGCCGCGAGUCCAAGCUUGCGGCCGCGGCUGCGGCGUCGGCUGCUGCGCUGGAGGACAUCAAGAAGCGGCUGGACGACGCGGCGGCAGCGAUCGGGACCGAGCCUGCGGGCGCGGUGGCCGCGGCUGGUGGCGCGGCGCUGGGCGGAGCCGGCGGCGACGGCGCGGUGGCCGCAGCUGCGGCUGCGCUUGGCGCGGACCUCCGGGCUUCUGGCGAUAACCCGGCACUGGUCAACCUGCUUGGUGAGCUCGACUCUGCCGCGGGCGCGCUUGACAGUGCGAGCAACAACGCCGAGCGCGAGGAGGCCGGGUCGCGGCUUGCGGCUGCGAUGGAGGGCCUCGCCGGGUGGAACACGCAGCGCGAGUCGGACGCGGCGCGUGACGCCCUCAACGCGGCGCUCUUUGACCUCGCUGGGUUUGACAUCGACGGGCUUGGCGACCUGCUGGGCCUGGCCGGCGACCUCGGGCGUGCGCUCGGCGACCUGGUGGGCAACCUGCCCGGGAUGAACCUCGCGGAUGCGCAGGCCGGCGCUGAUGGCAUCGACGGCCUGGCCGGCGACCUCAAGGCCGAGUCGCGGGUGGUGCAGCUGGAGAAGAUCAAGGACAAGGACCUCAAGAACAUUGUGGCCGACGCGGUGCGGGCGAUGGUCAAGGCGGCGUCAGCUGAGUCGUCGGCGGCGCGCGAGCAGGACGUACCGCAGUCUGCGGCGGCCGGGCAUAAGAUGGCCAAGGCCAUGGCCAAGUUUGCCGAGGAUCUCAAGGCGUGGCGCGAGGCCAACGCUGGCGGCGGCGAGGCCGACGCAGCUGGCGCCAUCCAGGACAUGGCAGCGAACCUCAAGUCGCACGCGCAGGAGUUUACCGGCGAGCAGGCGUCGGACCCGGCGGUGCUCGCAGGGCUCGAGCUGGCCGAUCUCAUGGCAAAGCUCGCCAAGGCUGCCAAGGAGGGCAAGGGCUCGGAGAUCAUUGCCGUGGCCAAGGCCAUCUGCGUCCUCGCCAAGAAGAUCGCCAAGGACGCCAUCGGCAUCGGCAAGACGUGCAAGGGCAACGCCCAGCGCGGCAUUCAGGAGAUGGGCUCGACCAUCUGUGGCGCCGCCACCGCUCUCGACACCUUCUCUACCCAGCUCAAGAUCAUCUCCAUCUCCAAGGCUGCCAUCGCCGCCUCAAACGAGGUGGAUGACGCUGCCGAGUCGCAGCUCAUUGCCGUGUGCAUGGGCAUCCAGCGCUCAGUCAUGACCGCCAUGGAUGGUGUCGUCUCGGCCCGUCUUGUCAAGUAG
Molecule: messenger RNA, 6292 nt
Organism: Thecamonas trahens ATCC 50062
Lineage: Eukaryota; Apusomonadida; Apusomonadidae
Exons: 2
Coding region: 20-6292 (2090 amino acids)
Biological process (GO): cell adhesion
Molecular function (GO): actin filament binding
Source: RefSeq, a predicted model, not a curated record